Molecule: messenger RNA, 1487 nt
Organism: Dendrobium catenatum
Lineage: Eukaryota; Viridiplantae; Streptophyta; Magnoliopsida; Asparagales; Orchidaceae
Product: transcription factor bHLH112
Exons: 7
Coding region: 40-1071 (343 amino acids)
Biological process (GO): regulation of transcription by RNA polymerase II
Cellular component (GO): nucleus
Molecular function (GO): protein dimerization activity; DNA-binding transcription factor activity, RNA polymerase II-specific; RNA polymerase II cis-regulatory region sequence-specific DNA binding
Source: RefSeq, a predicted model, not a curated record
AGAGAGAGAGAGAGAGAGAGAGAGAGAGAGAUCAGAACCAUGGAAGAAAAGUCUCAAUCUAGUAACUGGUGGAACACUUCAAGGACCAGUAGCUUCAACUGUAAUACGCCAACGGCAUCAUCUUCACUAUCCUCCUCCGCAAAAACAGUAGCCUCUGUUACAGCAACGUCAUUCAUGGACUCUAGCCUACACUUCUCAAGCUUCAGCCUCUCCUCUUCUUCCCCAAUGGAUUGGAGCCAAUCUCUACUUAGUAAUAGCAGUGGAAGAGCUGAGAGCUGUACUUUUCAUUCUAUGCUUGAAGAAACGGCGACUGAUACAGAAGAACCGUCGGGAAUUACUUUCAGAGACAUGAACGACCCGUUGCUUCUCGAGACAGGAAACUGUAGCAGAGUCACAAGAACCUUCCUUCUCACUUCUUCUUCUUCUUCGUUCUUUGACAGCCAGCAGAUGACCAAUUACCAGUCUCAAAUGAUUCAAAAGCAAUCUGAUAUCAACCAGCUUCAGUUCACACGCAAUUCAAAUUUUUGGAAUGCUUCUGAUCAUGCCGCAAUGAAUGAAAUGAGGACUGGUUUUUGUUCUUCUAGUGAUGAUGUAAUAUUGAAGCCUUUUGAUCUGAAACCCGCAGGUUGCAGUGAUCAAACUGUUAUGAACACAGAAGCAGCUAAAGAAAAGAAGACGAGAUAUGAAUAUACGAUGAAAAAGCCUCGAAUGGAGGAGACGCCUUCGCCAUUGCCUGCUUUUAAAGUAAGGAAAGAGAAAUUAGGGGACAGAAUCACUGCUCUUCAGCAGUUGGUUUCACCUUUUGGAAAGACUGAUACGGCCUCGGUGCUCCAUGAGGCAAACGAGUAUAUCAAGUUUCUUUAUGAUCAAGUUAAUGUCUUAAGCACUCCAUAUUUGAAGAAUGGGAAGCUCAAGCAACAACGUCAGAAGAGAUCAGACAACUCAAAUGAUGAAGAGCAAGACCUGAAAAGCCGAGGACUGUGUCUGGUUCCAAUUGCGAGUGCCUACUCUGUCGCCAGUGAGAUUAGUUCCGAUUUCUGGACUCCAACUUUUAAGGGAACAUACAGGUAGCUAAAGAGUUGCGAUUGCUAUAAGGUUUUGAAGAAUUGAGGAGGAAAUCUGCAAGAACAUACAGAAGUAUCAACAGGCAGAAGUAAAUUCCAAACACUGUUAUGAACGCAAGAACAAUCAGAAAAGAGAAAGGAGAGAUCAGAGGGGAUCGAGUUAAUGAAAAAAACAAAUUAAAGAAGCAUUCCAUGAGCGAGAAAGAUUGUUAUAUUUUUAGCUUGAUGUAGGAAUUAAGUAUUUUCAAUCAACAUUCUUUAAAAACAUUUUUAAAUAUUUUAGCUGAUAAUGGUGUGAUAUAGAAGCAGUUGUUGGUCAAUAACUAUUUUUAUACGUGAUAUAUUAAAAAAUGCUGUUGAAGUAUAUUAAUUUUUAAGUGGAUGUAAAGUUGAGGAAUUAUUGAAAACUCACAAGGAUCGAGA